This is a messenger RNA of Anolis sagrei ordinatus, 1407 nucleotides long. RefSeq names its product phosphatidylinositol glycan anchor biosynthesis class C (gene PIGC). Gene Ontology annotation, cellular component: membrane; glycosylphosphatidylinositol-N-acetylglucosaminyltransferase (GPI-GnT) complex. Gene Ontology annotation, biological process: GPI anchor biosynthetic process. The record is from RefSeq and is a predicted model, not a curated record. Lineage: Eukaryota; Metazoa; Chordata; Lepidosauria; Squamata; Anolidae.
AUGCCUCCACAGCUCAGUGAGGCUGUCCAUAAGGAUACCAUGGUCAAUGCUAUUAAAAGCCAGUAGAAUCCACAGGAACACAUUAUUUCUAGGUCUCUAUGUAGGCCAUCUACAAAAGUGGCCAAACCAGGCCUGAAACGAGAUGAAAUGGAUCCAGCAGAUAAUCAUGGUGCUCAGGAAGGAAAAUGGCAGCAAAAAGGGAAUUAAUUCCUGCUCACAAUUGGAUUGCCUUGCCUCAUCAGUAGACUUUUUUUUCAGCAGUGGUGAGGCCUUCAGUUCUGGAGAUUCCAGCUGUUAUCUGGAAAAUCAUCAAGAAGUAUCGAUGCAGGUUUCAUCUUCUGUGACAUAGUGGUAUUCCAGUGCAAGCGGGUCUUGAAGGCAGUGAUUUGGCCAGAUGCAUGCUGCGUCUCCAGAUGGCACAGAACAGAAGACAAUGCUGGCAGAAAGUGUUAUACAAGAGGCAGCCGUUUCCUGAUAACUAUGUGGACCGAAGCUUUCUAGAGAAGCUACGCAAAAAUGUCCAUGCACGUAAAUACCAGUAUUGGGCAGUGGUAUUUGAAUCUGGACUGGUGAUCCAGCAGCUGUGCAGUGUGUGUGUCUUUGUUGUCAUCUGGUGGUACAUGGAUGUGGGACUGCUAGCUCCCCAGUGGUUGUUUGGAGCUGGAUUGAUCUCUUCACUAAUCGGCUAUGUCCUCUUUGAUGCAGUUGAAUCAGGAAUAGGAAAAAGUCAGAGUGACCAGUCACAGUGGGCUGAUCUGAAGAAUGCUGUGGUAUUUGUGGCUUUCACCUAUGGCUUCUCUCCAGUACUGAAGACUUUAACAGAGUCCAUCAGCACAGAUACGAUUUACGCUAUGUCUGCCCUUAUGCUGCUAGGACACUUGAUCUUCUAUGACUAUGGAGCCAAUGCUGCUAUUGUGUCCAGUACACUGUCUCUCAAUAUGGCCAUCUUUGCCUCUGUCUGUUUGGCCUCACGGCUUCCUUGUUCCUUCCAUGCCUUUGUCAUGGUGACAUUUGCUAUCCAGAUAUUUGCCCUGUGGCCUAUGCUACAAAAGAAGCUCAAAGCUCAGACUCCGCAUUGCUAUAUGGUCAUUACCUUGCUCUUUGCUAUGUCUGCCUUGAUGGGACUGCUGACCAUCUCCAGUGUUGGUACUGUUCUUUUUGCCCUCCUUCUGGUCUCCAUCUCAUGUUUAUGUCCUUACUGUCUCAUUAGGCUGCAGUUGUUUAAAGAUAACAUCCAUGGGCCAUGGGAUGAAGCUGAAAUCAAGGAAGAUCUUACCAAAUUCCUCAUGUAGACCAAGCCAGUCCAUUUUUUUGUUAUAUUCUUGAUCAUGUUCAGAUUGCAGCAUAAUGUAUUUCAUUUUUGUUACAGUGCUGGACAAUAAAGAUUCAAUAAUUUGUUUUGCUGUU